AUGACGGCUUUCGCAUCUGCCACUCCGUUCCCCCAUUCGCCCUCCCAGUCUUUGCGAAAGCCAUUGCUCUCCUCCCGAGGAAGGCCCAUCAAAUGGCACAUUUCUCACUCGACCCGGGCCUCUCUCCAACCGCCACCGGAUGCCAACGCGCUCCUCGAAAAGUUGAAGGGCGGCGUGCAACACACACAAAUGCUAGCCCUUGUCCUUUUACCACAACUACCAUCUAAGCAAGCCGUGUCCCUUCUAUAUGAAUCGGGCGUCCUGGAUUCCGAAAACCGCCAAGUCCGUCUCACAGCUGUUGCCACUUUGGGUAAGCUCGGUGUGCCUCAUGAAGCGAACCGGCUUGUCACUGUGUUAAAGGACGACUCUGAUGACUACUCUGUGCGCGCGGCGGCAGCUAAUGCGCUCGGAUACCUUCUGCCGGGGAGUGGAGACGGCUCUGGCCUUGUCGGUGAGGCCUUGUCAGCCUUGGUAGAUGUAGCGACUGGCGACGAUCACUUUAUUCUGAAGUAUGCGGCCAUUGUCACGAUUGGAAACCUUGGUGACAAGUCAGCAAUGGACACUUUGAUCCCAAUCGCGCAGAACCCGGCGUCAUUACCUUUGGAAGCCGCCGCGGCUGUUACUGCGAUAGGAGAGAUUUCCGCGGUGGACAUGGUAGAGGCUAGUGUCGUAGAUGUUGUCAUCUCUCGCGCCGCAGACCGGGAAGACUUGGUUCGCGCGGCUGUCGCAAAGACUUUGAAACUAUGGGUUACUGUGGAGAGGGCAGCAUCGGCUUUGGCCCGGAUGAAAACUGAUGAGGAGAAAUAUGGACAAAGUGAUUUCGUCCGAGCAAUUUUGAACAUCGCAGAUUAAGGCAAUCUAAUAAUGAUGUACGAUGGACGGUGAUAAGCCGUGAAGAUGAGGCAAGAUGAGGAGCUGAUAUAUCCACGGAUGGAGGGGACCGCCCGCAAGAUAAUUUGUAGAUACAGCAUAGGCACGGGGGAACGAACAUUAGAACUUACCGAUAUUUGCGCAGGUGUUUAUAUCAAUGAAGUGAAGUCACGCACUCAAAUCGUGUACUCAGCUUUGGUCAGAGCGAGGACUUCGCAAUGCUCUACAAAUGAGGCGAUUCUAAGGUACCUCCACAUGAAGCAGUCGGGAGGUACGCAACAUUUCAAGGCCGGAAAUGGACUUGUUAAUAGCUGCCACAGCUAUCAUAGACAUGGUGAGAAACGAAUAUUUAGUAUUAGGCCGCUCAAGGCACUCUCGCUCACUGCUACGGGCGGAUACCUCAGUUUAAACUUUGAUAAACCA
Molecule: messenger RNA, 1293 nt
Organism: Chondrus crispus (carragheen)
Lineage: Eukaryota; Rhodophyta; Florideophyceae; Gigartinales; Gigartinaceae
Exons: 2
Coding region: 1-852 (283 amino acids)
Molecular function (GO): oxidoreductase activity
Source: RefSeq, a predicted model, not a curated record